GAAAUACCUUAUCGCCUCCUUUCCUACCCUCAAGCAAGUGGGCUACACCAUACUUCCGGACAACGUUUGGCGACCGCUUGUUCUAGGUGAAGUCAAGAGCCCAACCGCCAUUGCAGUCGACCCGCUCUCCUCCCGCAUGUACGUCGCAGAUCCACCCCGAGGUGUGAUUUGGUGGUAUCAGCUGGGGACUGGGACCAACGGGCUGCUCCAAACUGUGGGGCGGCAGCGGGCUGCAGUAGAGGGCUUUAGUGCGCACUGGCUGGCUGUCAAUGGCGCCGGUGACCUGUAUUUUAGCGGACAUCCUCUACCCAAGGAUGGAGAAAACAGUACCACGGACUCAGUUUGGCGGCUCAAUAACGAGCAGGUGGUCACCGGUGACACUUUCAACCCAGCAGAGGUAUAUACCGCAGAGAACACUGGUCAGCCGGACUCCAAGGUUUUCCAGCUUUCCGGACUCGCCGUGGAUUCCUUCUUCAUCUUCUGGGGAAACCAGGCGGGUGGUAAAGACCACGGAGCGGUGAACAAGGGAAGCCGAGCAAAUAUCGGCCUGUCCUCGCAGGACAUGUUCGUCACAACCCUUGCGGAUGGCGUGGAUGAGGUUCGAGGAAUCACCACCUCCGGCACCGAAGUCUUUUGGGUGUCGCCUGAGGGUGUGUAUGGGCAGAGCAAGACGACAACCAGCAAGGUCUCAGACCCAGCCGUAGGACUGAUGUCGCCGCCUAUGUCAGCCAAAUGGAACCCGAUGAGCAUCGCCUGGGACGGCGCAUCCAACCUGUACCUGACGGAUGUAUCUGCUGGCGCCAUCUACACCCUUCCAUCGCGAAUAUCGUCCGCGCAGUCAUUGAGCAAAUUCGCUGAUGCUCCGGACUGUCACGGUCUUGCAGUGUGGGCCUCUGUCGUUUCUCUUCAAGGUUUGGAGUUUGAGUUUACAUGCUGA
Molecule: messenger RNA, 937 nt
Organism: Symbiodinium pilosum
Lineage: Eukaryota; Dinophyceae; Suessiales; Symbiodiniaceae
Source: the annotation of a GenBank genome assembly